AUGGUCUUCUGCGGUAAACCGAGUAAAGGUUGCGGCGAAUGCCGAUCUCGCAAGAUCCGGUGCGAUCAAGGCCGACCAAGCUGCGCACAGUGCGCUAAAGGAAACCGGGCCUGUCCCGGCUACCGAGAUGAGUUGUCACUUAUGUUUCGCGAUGAGAGUCAGCAGGUUGUACGCAAGGCAAGGGGUGGCACGUCAAGGAGGCGGACAAAGAAAACGACAGGCGCCUCGAAGAAGAAGGAAUAUGCCGUGGCCGCGGCCAACAGCAAAUCCCCCGGCGGCGUGUCAGAGUCGCACAGCAACAGCAGCCUCAGUCCGGAUGAGUCCUUAUUUGUCGGAAAGGCGGGUACGCCAACACAGUCGUCACCGUCGGCACCGUCGGUGUAUACUGCGAGUGACAUCAUCGACUUCAAUGAUUUUGAAGAGGUGAAGCUCAUCAAUGAGGAACAGCUUCAGAUCCAGCAACUCGCGCACGAGCCCUGGAAUGCACAGCCGUCUUGGCAGCUGACGGUAAAUGAAGCCGUCAGCUACUUCCUCUGGCAUAAUGUGUGGCCUGGAGAGAUGUUUAUGGUGAAUUUCAAGCUCAAGUCACCCGGGCAUCCCAGUGCUACUUUGAGCGAACAGGCGCAGAUGGCUGCGCUUGUCUCUGUGGGGACGGCCAUGAUUGCACGUGUGCGGCGAACGCCAGACUUGGAUAGGGUUGCUGCGGAGAAAUAUGAACUUGCAACCACGCUGCUUCUGCGGGCAAUGGCCAACGACAAGGAAUCAAGAGCUAAUGCAACCUUAUCAGCAGUUUUGUUGAUGGCUAUUUACGAGGUGAUCACUAGCCGUUCUAUAAAGAGUAUCGAGAAGUGGACGAUGCAUAUAAUAGGAGCAACCGGGUUACUCCAGUUACGAGGACCGGAACACCUUCAGAGCGAGGAGGGCCUCAAGCUCUUUGUUCAGUUGAGAUUUCAGAUCAUCAUCAGCUGUCUCCAAAGAGGGAUACAUGUGCCAAAGGAUCUCCUGGAAUGCAGCAAGAUUGCGAUGUACUUACGACCACAAAUAGACGCCUACUGCGAUCGACUGAUAGUCAUAGCCGGGAAACUCUCGAACCUGCGAGCAGACCUUAUCCGAACAAAGAUCAUGACAGACCCAAAUGAAACGUUGUCAGCCGCGUACGCUAUAGAAGCAGAAUUGCUGGCUUGGGUCGCGGCUGGCCCGCCUGAUUUCUUAUACACAACAUAUGAGUGUUCUUCACUUGAGGAAUGGGUUAGGAUGUUUGGCAACAAACCUUUCCCUUAUAACAAUCAAUACCACGUGUACCGCGAUCUUUGGAUUUGUCAUACGUGGAAUCAAUAUAGGUGUGCGCGGAUUAUUGUCUGCGAAAUCAUCCUGAGUUGCUUUCGCCGGCUUUCGGCCUCCUCUCCGACAAUGGCUAUGUCCAAGGAGCUACAGAGUCAUUGCGCCCGGAUCCGCAAUGUUACACGUGAAUUAGCAAGUGACAUUUGCGCUAGUGCUGCGUACCACCUCGGCGUAGAGGGCUCCACUGCAUCCGAGUUCACCGUCCCCACGAAUUAUUGUUACGUCGGUGGAAUGCUCCUCCUAUGGCCGUUGACGCUCGCUGGGGGCUCAGAACCGAUCGACCAUCCACUUCGAAAGUGGACCCGGGACUGUCUGCGGCUCAUUGGGCAAAGCAUUGGCAUUGACCAAGCUUUGGCUCUCGUCGAUGUUCUAGAAACAGAGGCAGGGGUGUUUGAGGGGCUGGAGGAGACAGAAUCUGGAAUCGUUUUCCCGACAGGGGGCGACGCGAGCGCCUUCAAUCAGGUGUUGAUUCCGACGUGGAACGUUUAA
Molecule: messenger RNA, 1830 nt
Organism: Aspergillus nidulans FGSC A4
Lineage: Eukaryota; Fungi; Ascomycota; Eurotiomycetes; Eurotiales; Aspergillaceae
Product: Zn(II)2Cys6 transcription factor
Exons: 3
Coding region: 1-1830 (609 amino acids)
Biological process (GO): DNA-templated transcription; regulation of DNA-templated transcription; regulation of transcription by RNA polymerase II
Cellular component (GO): nucleus
Molecular function (GO): DNA-binding transcription factor activity, RNA polymerase II-specific; zinc ion binding; DNA binding
Source: RefSeq, a predicted model, not a curated record